AUGAUUUAACAAACUACUUUGAAGUUAAAAUGCUUAGAAGAUGAUCAUAAGGAAUAGAUUGAUUUUGUUUGUUAUCAUUAAUAUUGCACAGGCUUUCGAUUAAAUUGUUUUGAAUGUUUUAAAAAGGGAAUUCAUCAAAAUCAUUUGGAUGAUGUAGAAAAAAUGAACACGUUGUUUUAUUUUAUUGAAAGUAAAAAUUAGGAGUGUGAUAAUUUGAUUAAUAAUCUUAAUAGAUGUGUAGAAACUAUGAAUUAAUCCUUUUCAUUUUUAAAAAGAGGAAUCAAAAAUAAAUAUUCAUUAUCUAAAGAAAGAGUAGUUUAAUUGGAUUCUUGCUAAAUCAAUGGUUAUUUGAACUAAAUCACCUAAUUGUCUGAAUAUAAAUAAUCUAUUUCAACAAUUAUUUAAGAAUAGAUUAAGAAAUUAACUCAUUAAUUUGAUAAUUUAUAUGAAUAAUUAAAAUUAUCAUCAUAAAAUUAUUAUUAAAUUGAUAAUGAAGAAAUUAAAAUAUCUGAAGAGUUCCAAAAGAAAGGUACAAAUAAUUAUUAGAUUAGGCUUUAAAUUAUUUGUAGAUUAAAAGUAUUAUGAGGCUUUAGAAUAAUUAGAUAAAUCAAUAUUAAUAAAUCCUAAGAAUUAGUAAUCUUUAUAUAAAAAGGGUGAAGAUUAUUUAAAUUAAUAGGCUAAUGUUUAAUGUUUUUAAAUAAAUGCGUAGAUGCAAUCACUUGGCUAGACAAAGCUUUGAUUGUUAAUCCUAAAAGUGUUACUUCCUUAUGUAUUAAAGGUUGAAUUAUUAUAUUAUUAUAUUAAUAGGCUAAUGUUUACGAUUGUUAAAUCAAUACGAAGAUGCAAUCACUUAAUUAGACAAAGCUUUAAUUAUUGAUCCUAAACAUGUGGCUUCCUUAGGUGAAAAAGGUUGAAAUGCUGAUUAUUAUAUUAAUAGGGUCAUGUUUAAAGUUAUUAAAUAAAUAUGCAGAUGCAAUCCCUUGGUUGGACAAAGCUUUAACUAUAGAUCCUAAAUAUAUUGUUUCUUUAAGCGAAAAAGGUUGAAUUCAUUAUCAUUAAUAUAUUAAUAGGAUAAUGUUUAAUGCUUCUAAAUAAAUAUGAAAAUGCAAUUGUAUGGUUGGACAAAGCUUUGACUAUUGAUCCUAAACAUAUUGGUUCCUUAUGCAUUAAAGGUAGUUUAUCAAGAACAAAUUAAUAGGGCAAUGUUUAAGGUUAAUGAAGAAAUAUGAUGAAUCUAUUUAAUUUCUGAAUUAGGGUUUAUGUAUAAAUGGGAAUCACAAAUUUAGUCUUGAUUGUAUGGGUAUAUUUAUUCAACUAUGUUAAGGAAACUGUUUAUAUGAUUAGCAUAAAUAUUAAGAAGCAUUGAUAUAUUAUGAACGUUCAUUAAAGAUUUAACCAAAUGAUUAAUAGAUAUUAAACUAAAAAGGUAUUCUUAUUUUCUAGAUUUAGAUUUAUGUUUAAUCAAAUUGUAAUAAUCAUGA
Paramecium octaurelia is the source of this 1481-nucleotide messenger RNA. NCBI's taxonomy places the organism in Eukaryota, Ciliophora, Oligohymenophorea, Peniculida, Parameciidae. The record is from the annotation of a GenBank genome assembly.